Cynara cardunculus var. scolymus (artichoke) is the source of this 2172-nucleotide messenger RNA. RefSeq names its product phosphatidylinositol 4-phosphate 5-kinase 4-like. Gene Ontology annotation, biological process: phosphatidylinositol metabolic process. Bases 1 to 2172 code for a protein of 723 amino acids. The transcript is spliced from 8 exons. Lineage: Eukaryota; Viridiplantae; Streptophyta; Magnoliopsida; Asterales; Asteraceae. Gene Ontology annotation, molecular function: ATP binding; 1-phosphatidylinositol-4-phosphate 5-kinase activity. The record is from RefSeq and is a predicted model, not a curated record.
AUGAAGGCAUGGGAAGCAACGGUAAGAAAAACGCAUGCUGUCGCAAAACGACAAGCCAGCAACAUCUUCGGUUCAGCCCACGUUGCUAAUGUUGAAGAAGAAGUCGAAGAAGACCAUGAGGCUCAUGCAUCCGGUGAGGUCUAUCAAGCCGAACGUUAUAUCUCGAAUGGCGAUUAUUACACAGGAUACUGGUUAGAAAACUUCCCUCAUGGUUUCGGUAAGUAUUGGUGGACGGAUGGGUGCAUGUACGUUGGCGAUUGGUAUCGCGGGCAAACCAUGGGGAAAGGCACCUUCAGUUGGCCAUCAGGAGCCAGUUAUCAAGGGGAAUUCAAAAGUGGAUACAUGGAUGGUGAAGGCAUAUACACAGGUCCAAAUGGGGAUACUUAUAAAGGGUUUUGGGUUAUGAACUUGAGACAUGGAUAUGGAGUUAAAGAAUACACAAAUGGGGAUGUGUAUGAUGGAGAAUGGUGUAGAGGGUUUCCAGAAGGAGAAGGUAAGUAUCAAUGGAAAGAUGGGAAUUGCUAUUCUGGAGAAUGGAGGAAUGGAAUCAUGUGUGGGAAUGGAAAGCUAGUUUGGAAGAAUGGGAACAUAUUUGAAGGGAUUUGGGAAGAUGGUAUACCAAAAGGGAAAGGUGCAUUCCAAUGGGCAGAUGGGAGUUUUUAUAUUGGUAAUUGGAGUAAUGAUCCUUCAGAACUAAAUGUCACUUAUUGUUCUUCUGUUGAUGCUGUGGAUGAACAUUUAGAAUGGUGUCCACAACAACUCUAUGAAAUUGAUCUUAAAGAUUGUAGAAUUUGUCCAUUGGAGAAGUUUGCAAUCUUGCCUUCAAAUAAGAAACUAGUGGCCUGGAGAUCAUCAAAGGGGAGUAGUGAUCAUUCCACACCGAAACCUAGUCGAAGGAUGUCUGUUGAUUGUAGAUCGGAUCAUGAGAAGUUGAAUAAAACGCGAACGUUGGAUGAUUCUAGAAGGAGUUCGAAGGCAAGUGAUGAUGCAUCUGUGUUAUCAUCGCCUGGUAAUUCGCCAUUUGAAGCAAGUUCGAUUCAGAUCCCGAAAGUGGUGAAGAAACAAGGAGAUAUCAUCUCAAAAGGGCAUAAGAACUAUGAACUUAUGCUCAAUUUGCAGCUAGGGAUCAGGCAUUCAGUUGGAAGACCAGGCCCAAUGCCCUCAUUAGACUUAAAGCCAUCAGCUUUCAAUCCGAAGGAGAAAGUAUGGACAAGAUUCCCACCUGAGGGAUCUAAACACACCCCUCCCCACCAAUCUUGUGAAUUCAGAUGGAAGGAUUACUGCCCACUGGUUUUCAGGACAUUAAGGAUGUUGUUUAAGGUAGAUGCAGCUGAAUAUAUGCUAUCAAUAUGUGGGAAUGAUGCGCUUCGAGAACUCUCAUCCCCAGGGAAGAGUGGAAGCUUCUUUUAUCUUACUUACGAUGAUCGUUACAUGAUCAAAACCAUCAAAAAGACCGAAGUCAAAGUCAUUCUAAGGAUGCUUUCGGCGUACUUCAAUCAUUUUCGGCUCUACGAGAACACUUUAUUAACAAAGUUUUAUGGACUACAUUGUGUGAGGUUAAAUGGUCCUGCCCAAAGGAAGGUACGCUUCAUUAUUAUGGGGAAUCUUUUCUGCUCAAAUUACAUCAUUCAUAGACGCUUCGACUUGAAAGGAUCUUCCCUUGGUCGCCUUACAGAUAAGCCCGAGUCAGAAAUCGAGGCAACCACUAUACUUAAAGAUCUUGAUCUCAAGUUCUUCUUCCGACUCCAAAAGACAUGGAUCGAAGAAUUUAGUCGGCAAAUCGAUAGGGAUUGUGAUUUCCUCGAACAAGAAAGAAUAAUGGAUUAUAGCCUCUUGGUUGGGCUUCACUUCAGAGAACCAUCAAGCUUAAUACCCUCCGCCUCACAGACACCUGUUGGCCUCAAGCUGGGAAUCAACAUGCCAGCACGAGUGGAACGGAUGGAGAGGGCGAUAGAGACGGAACUGCUAGGCGAACCAACUGGGGAAUGCUAUGAUGUGGUCAUGUUUUUUGGGAUCAUAGACAUACUUCAAGACUAUGACAUCACAAAGAAACUCGAGCAUGCGUACAAGUCCAUCCAUUACGACCCUACCCUAAUAUCAGCUGUUGAUCCACGACAAUAUUCUAAACGAUUUCGUGAUUUCAUACUCAAACUUUUCAUAGAAGAUGAAUAG